AUGAUGAUAUCCGGGCUCCAUCUAAGACUGUCCUGUUUCUUCUUUACAUAUAGCAAACACCGCGAGCGCAAGGAGAAGUAUAUAAAGUCCCUCGAACAGGAGCUGCUUCGUCUUCGGCACGAGCGAGAGUCUGUCUCGAGUGAUAUCAACCGAUUCACGUCGGAAAACAGCCUCCUUCGAGAAAUCAUGCGGGCACACGGUAUCCAGAUGCCACAGACGAGGCCGCGAGACCGGCUGGCCAAGGUCACUGUCGUCGGCGAGCCUGGCUUCGGCCAGCGCCUGCAGGUCUCCCUUGACGAAGGGGAGGACAAGAUACCCAAUUUCUACCCAGAAGGCUUCGGAGUGUCCUUCACUCAGAAAGUCCUGCACAAGGCAGCAGACCUCUUCACCUCGCCGCAGAUUGAAGACCAGAUUGCGCCGGAUGAGCCUCGACCAGAGCAUUUCAACGCCGACCUUCAGAUACGGCCGAAGAACGACCCAGGCGGAUGGGGAUAUGAACCCCCAGUUGCCGUACAAUCCCAUCCGUACCAUUUUGAUUCGACCCAGGUGGCAGUUGAUUUUGUUUUAUUUCUUGAGCGUUGCUGUUUACGCCACCGUAUGCUUGGGAAGCAGGGAUUCUCAGGACAUGCGCUCACCCUCCAGGCGCCACUGCUUGUUGGAACCCCUCCGGUUCUUCAGAACCAGUCUACGUGGGAAGUACCUGCUAGCGAGAUCGAGAGGCUGUUUGAGCUUGCAGGGGCUCUGAACCUGGACGGUGAGAUCACACCGGUGCAGGCGUGGCGGCUUAUUAGCGACCACCCUAAGUUCUACAAGUUGGAUCCCGCAGGUUUACAGAAGAUAAGCGAAGGGCUUGUCAGAAACAUCCAUUGUUUUGGAUUCGGGGCUAUCUUGGACGAACAGACAUCCAUCAAUAUCGUGGAGAAAGUCUAUGCUUCGUUAUAA
Messenger RNA from Trichophyton verrucosum HKI 0517, 942 nucleotides. RefSeq lists its product as uncharacterized. Lineage: Eukaryota; Fungi; Ascomycota; Eurotiomycetes; Onygenales; Arthrodermataceae. The transcript has 3 exons. Gene Ontology annotation, molecular function: DNA-binding transcription activator activity, RNA polymerase II-specific; transcription cis-regulatory region binding. The record is from RefSeq and is a predicted model, not a curated record. Gene Ontology annotation, cellular component: RNA polymerase II transcription regulator complex. The coding region runs from base 1 to 942 and encodes 313 amino acids.